Messenger RNA from Macroventuria anomochaeta, 1146 nucleotides. RefSeq names its product dimethyladenosine transferase. The coding region runs from base 1 to 1146 and encodes 381 amino acids. NCBI's taxonomy places the organism in Eukaryota, Fungi, Ascomycota, Dothideomycetes, Pleosporales, Didymellaceae. Gene Ontology annotation, biological process: rRNA methylation. Gene Ontology annotation, cellular component: mitochondrial matrix. The record is from RefSeq and is a predicted model, not a curated record. The transcript has a single exon. Gene Ontology annotation, molecular function: rRNA (adenine-N6,N6-)-dimethyltransferase activity.
AUGCCGAAAGACAAGCGAAAGCGCGCCUCAGGCGCCGGCGAUAGCACGCCCUACUCUAAGCCUUCUGCCAAACAAGCCGCCGCACAUUCGAUCUUCAAGAUGGACAAGGACCUCGGCCAACAUUUACUGAAGAACCCCGGUGUCGCAGCCGCAAUCGUACAAAAAGCGCAUUUGAAACAAUCAGACCACGUUCUCGAAGUCGGUCCCGGAACAGGAAACUUGACAGUCCUGAUCCUCAAGGCCGCGAAGGCCGUGACAGCCGUAGAAAUGGAUCCUCGAAUGGCCGCCGAAUUGACAAAACGUGUACAAGGCACACCAGAGGGGAAACGACUGAAAGUCAUGCUCGGCGAUGUGAUCAAGACCGAACUUCCUCGCUUCGACGUCUGCAUAUCCAACACACCCUACCAAAUUUCUUCGCCCCUCGUCUUCAAGCUCCUCAGCUUGCCCAACCCACCGCGGAGCUGCAUACUCAUGUUCCAGCGCGAAUUCGCCAUGCGUCUGUUUGCCAAGCCGGGCGAGAAACUGUACUCCCGGCUGUCGGUGAAUGUGCAGAUGUGGUCCAAAGUCUCGCACAUCAUGAAAGUCGGGCGCAACAACUUCAACCCCCCGCCGCUCGUCGAGUCCAACGUCGUGCGCAUCGAGCCGAAGAACCCGCGCCCCCAGAUUGCGUACGAGGAGUGGGACGGUCUGCUCCGCAUCGCAUUCGUGCGCAAGAACCGCACACUACGCGCUGCAUUCCUGGGCACGUCCGCCGUCCUGGAGCUGCUCACGCAGAACUACCGUCUCUUCUGCGCGCAGAACGACAUUGAGAUGGACGAUACGCCGCUCGAUGCCGACGAGAUGGCUGCCGAGCCAGAGACCAUGGAUGUCGACGACGACGAAUUCAAGGGGUUCUCUGACCCCGACGAUCCGGAUGACGAGCUGCCCGACUUCUUCAAGCAGCUGCAAGCCGAGUCGCGGAAGAAGCACGAGAGGGGUGUGCACCGCAAGAAGAAGGGGCGAGUCAGCGAGCUGGUGCGUGAGAAGGUGCGCAAGGUUCUUGAGGAUGAGACGCAGCUUGCGGACAAGCGACCAAGGCUGUGUGAGGAGGGAGAUUUCUUGAAGCUGCUGUACGCUUUCAAUCAGGAGGGUAUCCACUUCAGCUAG